Messenger RNA from Bombyx mandarina (wild silkworm), 3779 nucleotides. It is a transcript of the gene Zcchc7, whose product is annotated as Zinc finger CCHC-type containing 7. The record is from RefSeq and is a predicted model, not a curated record. Gene Ontology annotation, cellular component: TRAMP complex. Gene Ontology annotation, molecular function: RNA binding; zinc ion binding. Gene Ontology annotation, biological process: nuclear polyadenylation-dependent snRNA catabolic process; nuclear mRNA surveillance of mRNA 3'-end processing; nuclear polyadenylation-dependent CUT catabolic process. Lineage: Eukaryota; Metazoa; Arthropoda; Insecta; Lepidoptera; Bombycidae.
CUGUCACCUUUCGCAAUGGAGUGUUGGACGUGUCCAUAACAAAUAAAAAUAUCCUUUUAUUUUUAUCGUAAUGCUCUCAGUAAUUUAACAGUAUAUCAAAUUAACAUUCGCUAUUAUGUUAAGUUCGUGUGACGUUUUGUUUUGCUUUAAUUCGCAGCUGAAACAUGGACGAGGAACUUAACGAUCAUGAUUUGGAGGGCAGGUUGUAUGCUAUGCUGCAUUAUGCAGACGAAACACAGACCAAGAAAAACGAAAAUAACCAAAAUGCAGCUCAGAUUAUCGAAAAUGCCCCGCGCAGCACUGUUCGUCGUUACUGGCGCACCAGUGCCGAUUCCAACACUAAAAUAAUUCAGAAAGAGUCGCCACCUGCCAACAACAAUACUGCAGCCAAAAAACCAGUACCAAAAGCUGAGAAUCCCCCGCCUUCUGUUGACUUAUCCUUUUUCCAAUCUCCGCCCCAAAAUUUAAAAAGAACCAUUGAGGUAAUCGAGCAUGAAAUUGAAAAACAGGUGAUCCUGGAAUCAAGCGAUGAGGAUGAGGUUGUGGAAGUGGCUCUACCACCAAAGCCGACUAUAACCAUUGAAAGCUCUGAUGAAGAUGAACUAGAAGUCAUUCAAUCCCCCUCACCCGCCAAGAUCUUGACCAAACCUGUCACUGGAGAAAGAUGUGUGUCAGCCAGUCCAGUACCUUCUGUAGUUUCUUCUGUGUCAGAUGAGUUUAUCCGUGGAGAUUGCAUAGCAUUAAACAUCUCCUCGAGACACGGAGAUGAUCAUAGUUUUGAUUUUAGCCUACACGGUCCAGACCUACUUGAUCAGGCCACUCCAUCGAAAAAGAAAAAAAAGAAAAAAUCAAAGGAUGCUGUAACUUCAAUACCUACUGCUGCAGCACAAGAGAAAUCAACUAUUGAUGAAUGCUUUGCCACACCAAAGAGCAAAGCAAAAAACAAGAAAAAGAAAUCAAACUCUGCAACCAAUGCAGUCAUUCAAAAAGCCGAUGUUUACGAUUCCGACAGCAAUCAUUCAUUGAUUGAAUCAAACAAAAGCAAAACUUCCAAAACUUCGUAUGUCGUCACUGAAAAAAGUUUACCUAAUGCUGAUGUUUAUGAAUCGGAUUCAAGCCACUCUGAGAAUGUGAAAGAGAAACCUGCAAAGACAAACACUGAUUUAGACAGUUCUGACAGCAGCACUUCUCUAGAGAAACCUUUAGAGGAAACUGAAAACAUUGAUGUGACUGAAAUCAAUCGCACGGAGGAAAUCAGUGAGACCGUAGUCCAAAUAGAUGUCAUUGAUUUGACUAUAAAUGAUAAAAAUGUGCCAGUUGCAAAUUCCAUCUGUGAGAACAUAGUUAUGGCCAAUGUCACGGGCUUUAGUGUCUCUGAUGACUAUGGAGAUGUGCAUAUACCCAACAAGGACAUAUCCAUGUAUGUUUCAACCAAAGUACCGCCUAUUCUGAAUGAGGACCUAGAUUUUGAUAAUUUGAAAGGUAAAGACAAAGUUUGCAGGAAGCGAAGGUACUCCUUGACCUCUUUACGAGCUGAAAUGGAAAAAUUCUACAAUGAAAGCUGGGGCGGAGAGAACUUCAAUCAUCGUGAAAUCCAAAAAAAUAUGUCUCGUGACAAGAGCUUGUGGGCGAUUGAUCCAAAAGACAAGAUGCCUUCAAUGGCCAGAAGGAAAAUGACUUGUAACUAUUGCAACCGGUCGGGGCACAAGGAAGACACGUGCCACAUGAAGCCAGCCAUUUGUCACAUGUGCGGUUCUAUGGGACACUUUGAACCUCGCUGCCCACGCAAGAUCUGUGUUAAUUGCGGCUCUCCGAAUCACAUAUACUCGACCAUGUGCCGUAACUGCAGUUCAUGGAAUAGCCUCAAAUGUGCUGAGUGCGGCCAGUCUGGUCAUCCGGCCAGCCACUGUCCUGACAUGUGGCGUAGAUACCACAACACUAUCGAUGAAGACGCGCCUUUAGAGAAGUCAACGCAGACAAAGAAACACUAUCAGCUGUUCUGCAGCGGGUGCACGCGCCGUGGUCACCUCAUCCACACGUGUCGAAACACCAUACCCUUCUCCGGUCUCCCGAUCAACUCACCAUAUGUGUGCAUGUACAGAGCCAUCUAUCCGCCGACCCCGGGGAAACAAAACAAUUUGAGGAACAAACAGAUUCAAGACAAAAAUACAUCCCAAGAUUCGACUGCGUCUUCAGAACGAACUCCAAGGAACGACAGGAAACGACAAUCCAAAUCGCCUACUGCUCACGAGAGUCACGUUAAUAAGAAACGCAAUUUAUCUGCGUCUGAUGACACAGAAAUGCGACGUAACACGAAGAGUCCCAUUGCCAAUACUCCCCAAAGGAAGAUCUCUCAAAGCAUCGAAGAUCCCAAAAAUAAAAAAGAGCAAAACAAAACUAACAAUACCGACUCCAAUAAAACUCCGAGCGCUGAGAAAGCGCCUAACUUCAUUCCGAUCAGCUCGAACUACGACAAGAGGGGCCACAUUAUACAGGACAAUGAAGUGUCAGACACCAGCGACGCUGUUACCUCCGCAAGGAUCUAUAUCAUUAACGAAAUGAUAGACCAACUCAAGACCAAGGAAGGCGAGGAGUGGUUGAAAGAGACAACAGAGAAACACAACGUAACCGUGCAAUACACUGAUAUAAACUCAUUUUUGAGUAUAAAAGGAAAAGUAGCUGACCAAGAGGCUUUCCAAUCUCAACUUAGAGAUUGGACGAAAACUAUUCUACCCGAUGAAAGUUCAUCUAUCAAAACUAACGAGAAUAAUUUGACGACAGCGGAUAAUAGUUCGCCCUGUGACUUUAGUGUCAUACCUAAAAAUAGGACUAACCUACUGAAACAGCUGACGAAGGCUUUGAAUUCAUUAAAAAAAGACAUUGGUGACCCGAAAUAUCUUUAUAAGGAGUUAACUUACUUCCAAAGUCGGCACCAGCAGCUUUUGAAACGUAAAACCGUUAGUCCUAAGCAAGUGUCCAAUAACCGAUGUCAUAUUAAUGAAAUGCUGAAGAAACUGAACAUGGUCCUUCUGGGUCAAGCUGGUCUUGCAGACGGAUCGCAACACUUGAAUGAGCUUUACGCUAUCCAAGAAAAACUAACGAAUUCGAGCCAAAAGAUCAUACCCAUAGAGUUGCGCAAAGAAAUCGGGCAACACUAUUGCAGGAUUUUCGCUGCUAUGCCCAGAAAUGAUUAUUUAGAUUUAUUGAAAAAGUUCUAUCACUCUCCGUCGCAGUUCAAAAAGAAGAACAAGGAUAAAUUCAAAUUUAGUCCGAACGUAAGCAGGCUUAAGAAAAACAUGAACAGCAUUCCAACAGCGCAGAUACACCACAACGGGGAGAAUUUGAAAGGCAAGAGGGACCGGAAUAGGAGCCCGCUCAGGCAAAAACUUGUAUUCUACCAUCAGAGACUACUAAAUACCAAAACUGAAAACACAGUACUGAAGAAGACGCGUAUCGAUUUGGUGCAAAGGCUACACGCGUACAUUGCAAAAACGUACCAAAAAGAUAAGAUACCUUCAAAAAUGGCGAAAAAAAUGAAGAAGGCCCAAGAUCAAGCGCAAGUGUUCUUGGAGAAUGUGUAAAAUAAUGUUUAGGUGAUAAUAAUAUUGGCGCCAACGUGCAAUGGGACGGGAUGGCGCCAUCCGCCGGCAGUAUUUUAUUGCAGUUGGUCCCAAUCUCAUUAUGGGAUCAAUUUGACUUUUUUUUCUACUGGCCGGUCUGGUAUUAAAGCACUUAAUUGUGCGUGUGAAGUUAAUAAACUUCUUUAGUGUUAAAGCAUA